CACACACACACACACACACACACGUUGACUUCUUCUCACCGGAGCUCCUCUUCGUCACUGUGACGCAUCAGCUGCACCUGAGAGAUCAUAAACAUGGACAGCAGCAGAAAGAAGUUGACGUUCAAGUGGCGACGAACAGCAGUCACCUCACCUGCACAUCUUGAGAGGAGAGAAGCUGGCUCAGCCACACCAUCGCGCUGGGAUAAGUCACCAAAUGAAGAUUCAAACACUUCAUCCCACAGUGAAUCUCCAGGGUCUGAGGGCUUUAGAGAUCUAAGUCUGGACACCCCCAAGAGAAAAGCAGAGUUGCUUGAUAAAAGUGUUUCCUCUUUGGGAAAAGAUAAACUGAGGAAGCUGUCCAGAAGAAAUUAUGAGACAUUCACAACUUCAAAGGAAAAACCUAUGGACAACUCACCCAAGCACCUGAAAUCCACAGACGACCAGCAGGUGUCCCCACCUCCAUCACACUCAUUUAUCCUCAAGAAGAGAGAGAGGACAUCUGAAGAGGGAUCGAAGGCCAUCUACAGGAUGGCAAUGUUAGCUGCUCUUGACGGCACAAAUGCAAGACCUGGCAGCCCUUCUAACGUCCCGAAGACUGAAGCUUACUGCCUGUCUUUGCCACAUGUUCCUUCACCAGUGAAGACUGAAGUGCAGAGUCCGGCAUCACUUGACAGAACUGUCGUUGAUAUUAACUCCGCAAAAUCUGAAGACAUCAGUACUCUCCAAGAAGAUCAGUGGUCCCCCCCUCAGAUGUGUGAGGACACAGAACCCCCAGGUUACACCUCUGAUCGGAAAACCGAUGAACGGCGUGUUGUGCUGGAAGGAGAGGAUUCACCUGGGAGGUCUGUUGCUCAGGACUCUGUGUUUGUCAAGAUGACCUCUCAAGAUACAGAAAAUGAGCCAGAAGACGAUUGUGAGUCGUCCCUUCCUACUCUGGAGUAUAUCCCAGAUUCUUCGGGUUGUUUCAUGACUCAUCAGGAGGGCUCUUCUGAACACCAGAGUCCACCAGCAUAUCUUCAGGGAUCUACUGCGUCCCCUUUCUCCUUAAUGUCCACUCAUGAAACCAGUGAAGCUACUGAGGACAUGGAGACUUUCUCAUUGCCACAGAGGACAGUUUUUAUCUCCUCUAAGCAGCUGCAACCACCAAACACUGGCCCUUCAAAGGCGCCCAGAGUUGUGACUGAGACUUUCCGCUCCUGCAGCAUGAAUGAACCCUUUGCUUACUCAAGAUCAACUACACGCAGGCAGUCAGACACUGGCUCUAACAUUCAUUACCCCCCCUACUCUUUUACUCAUGGUGGCACUCCCAAGAGAAGAUUUUCCCUGGGGGCAGAAUCUGCGUGCACCAGUUCCCCCAACCUGGACAGUCAGGUUGGUUUCAUAGACACACACUGCCAUAUAGACAUGCUCUACGGAAAACUUGGCUUCCGCGGAGCGUUCAGCUGUUUUCGAAGGCUGUACCAGAGCAGCUUCCCUUCAGAGUACAGAGGCUGUAUUGCCGACUUCUGCAACCCUCGGAUCAUGGUGAAAGAGGCCCUGUGGGAGGGUUUGCUGAAUGAAGACAUGGUAUGGGGGGCCUUUGGGUGCCACCCACACUUUGCCAAGGAAUACUCAAAUGUCCAUGAACGCAACAUACUGAUGGCUAUGCGACAUCCAAAAGCUGUGGCAUUUGGUGAGAUGGGGCUGGACUACUCGCACAAAAACUCAACUAAUACCUCCAAGCAAAAAGAGGUGUUUGAGCGUCAGCUGCGUUUGGCCGUGGCCAUGAAGAAGCCGCUGGUGAUCCACUGCAGAGACGCCGAUGACGAUCUACUGGUCAUCAUGAAGAAGUGUGUUCCUCGAGAAUAUAGAAUUCACAGACACUGCUUCACAAACAGUUAUCCAGUGAUCGAGCCCUUCCUGACAGAGUUCCCCAACUUAUACGUGGGCUUCACAGCCUUGAUCACGUACUCCCGUGCCACCGCGGCCCGAGAUGCUGCCCGCCAGAUCCCUCUGGACCGCAUUGUGUUGGAAACAGAUGCGCCUUACUUCCUGCCAAGACAGGUAAGUAAAGAUGUCUGUCGGUUUUCACAUCCUGGAAUGGGGAUCCACACUCUGCAGGAGCUGAGCCUGUUGAAGGGAGAAGACGUGGCCACCGUUCUCUCCACAGUCCGAAACAACACCACUCAACUGUACGGAAUCUGAUCGUCAGAGACGAUGGACCAGAUAGAAAUCAGCCACUCUGCAGCUGGUUUGUGACACAUAAACAUUUUUUAUGUGGCUUUUUAUUUAAGAUUUAUAAAUCCUCUGUAUAAAGAGGUGUUGGUGUGUGGAGUCUUAAAAAAUUAUAUUUCACAAAAUCAAAUGCAAAAAAUGACUGAACAUGUCUGACAGAGACAUUGUACAUCGAUUUAAUUAAUUAAAUAAUGUACAUUAUUGUUUGUCUGGUUAUAUUUUGUGGUUGCUCAUUAGAGAAAUUAAUAAGUUCUAGUUUUAAUUUGUGUUCUUGGUGUGUUAAUCUGCCUUGUUGAAAUGUAACUAUGUUUGACUUGUGAUCUGCUCUCUGUGUGGUCUGGUUUGUUGCAGUACAGAUACAUUAAAGGCCUUUAAUCCUUAAUUCUUUCAUUGCAU
Paralichthys olivaceus (Japanese flounder) is the source of this 2610-nucleotide messenger RNA. It is a transcript of the gene tatdn2, whose product is annotated as TatD DNase domain containing 2. The record is from RefSeq and is a predicted model, not a curated record. Lineage: Eukaryota; Metazoa; Chordata; Actinopteri; Pleuronectiformes; Paralichthyidae. Gene Ontology annotation, molecular function: hydrolase activity, acting on ester bonds.